Messenger RNA from Bathycoccus prasinos, 1224 nucleotides. RefSeq lists its product with no specific name. Lineage: Eukaryota; Viridiplantae; Chlorophyta; Mamiellophyceae; Mamiellales; Bathycoccaceae. The record is from RefSeq and is a predicted model, not a curated record. Gene Ontology annotation, molecular function: phosphatidylcholine lysophospholipase A1 activity. Bases 1 to 1224 code for a protein of 407 amino acids. The transcript has a single exon.
AUGACGACGACGACGAGAACAACAACAACAUCAAUGUUGUUCUCGCUGACACGCUCAACGGUCUCUUCCGUGAUGACACUCCUCGCAGCGGGUUUGACCGUGACGUUCUCCCAAGCGAUGUUUUUGCACUACAGUUACGAACCCAUCGAAGAAGAGCCGACGAGAGGGACGUCGUUUAAAGGACUGGCGAGAUGUGGAUUCGUCGAAGAAGACGAAGAAGUGAAAGAAGAAGAGGAACAGAAUGAGAGUACUUUUGUUUCUGCGACAAAGAUGAUGCUUUCGAGGACAAAAAGGACGACGACGACGACAAAAGAAAGAAGAGGUAAAAGUAAGGAGAGGAAACGCGUGGUGAUUGUGGGCGAUUCGCUCGCCACCGGCGUGGGUUGCACGACGAAUACGCCGGCGCUGGCGAGAAUCGUCGCGGAGCGAUUGGCGGAGCUUUUAUCGGUGGAGAUCGAAUGGAUUGCGGUUGGAAAGAAAGGCGCAGCGUUGAGCGAUAUUUCGUCGUGCGUGCUUCCCGAGCUCAGAGAGAGUAACAACAGUAGAAGAAGCGUUAGUAACAGUAACGAUAGCGGCGGUAGCAGCAGAAGUAGGAGUAGUAAUAGCAGUGGUCAUGAUUCAGUCGAAAACGAGGUGGAGGAGAAGGAGGAGGAUGAAAACGCACAGAACGAGUUUUUUCUCCAACAACAACAAUUUCAACAACAACAACAACAACAACAACAAGCGUCGUCGUCGUGUGCGAGGAAAGCGGACGCGGUGAUAAUUCUGUGCGGGAUUAAUGACGUGAAAACGUGCUUUCUUCACGGAAAAAUCUUUUUUCGGGAGAAUUUCGAGAACGAGUUGGAAAAUGUGAUCAAAGAAAUCAAGAACGUCGUCGGGAGCGACGCGCUCGUCGUGUUGCCGGGGAAUCCCUUGCACAUCGCGCCUUUAUUUCCGAAUCCACUUCGCGAAGUUAUUUUGAAACUGAACGACUGUUGGGACGACAAAAAAGAAAAAGUCGCGAAUAAGCUAGGGAAACGUAAAGCUUUGUUUAUCAAUUCUCCCACGCUACAAGCGCUGAGAGAUGCCGUCCGAAUGCAUGGGGGGGAUAGCGGUGAUGGUAUUCGAGAAGGCGAGUUUACCGCGAGAGACGGCGUGCAUCCAAACGAUAUGGGCUACAAGGCGUGGGCAAACAUCAUCGCCGCGGAAGUAGCCAAGGUAUUAAAGGAUAACGAAGUACAAUGA